This is a messenger RNA of Medioppia subpectinata, 605 nucleotides long. The record is from the annotation of a GenBank genome assembly. Lineage: Eukaryota; Metazoa; Arthropoda; Arachnida; Sarcoptiformes; Oppiidae.
CCACAAACAUAUUGCUACUGUCGAUGGCCAUCGCCGACCUGUUGACCCUGCUGUUCCCGGCACCAUGGUACUUUUAUAUGUACACAUUGAACAAUCAUUGGAAAAUACUGCACCCGACGUACGCCUGCUAUGCCUACUAUUACAUGAUUGAAGUGAUACCGGCCUUCUUCCACACGGCAUCCAUUUGGUUCACACUGUUGUUGGCCGGACAGAGGUACAUCUACAUAUGCCACCCGACAACGGCCCGAACGUGGUGCACAACACCGCGCGUCAUACGCGCCAUCUGUACGAUAUUCCUGUUGGCACUCCUGCACCAAAUCACCCGAUUCUUUGACCGCCAAUACGUGUCCGUACGCUUCCUACUGAACGACUCGCCGCAGACCGGGUGCCAAAUACUGUCGAGCGAAUGGGUGGCCGACAUCGAGGACUACUACUACACCUCGUACUACACAUUCCGGAUAAUCUUCGUACACAUCGGCCCCUGCGCUGCGCUCGUCGUGUUCAACGUAUUGCUCUUAAUAGCGCUGCGCGAAGCCAACGACAAACGGCUCAAACUGUUCAACAACUCUGGCCAACAGAAUAACGCCGAGAAUCAGCGCAAAAUA